AUGGAAAUUGGUGUAUUUGAUAUUCUUUAUAAAAAUGAAGAUGGAUCAUAUCAACAAUGGGAGAAAAAACAUAUUACAUUAAACCAAACAAAUUUUAUUAUUAGGAAUAAUGAAUUUGAUGAACUUAAUGAAAAUAAUAAUUUCUUAACAGCAAAUAUCAUAAUUGUUUUUGAUGAUGAUAAUUUUAUUAACACCACCACCACACCAGGUGAAAUUGAAAUGCAACCAAAACAAAUAUUUUUAAAAAUAAAAACAAACUAUCAUUCAAAUUCAGUGAUUAUUAUUUUAAUACCUUCACAAGAAUUAUUUGACCGUUGUAUUAAAAUAAUUAACUCUUCAAAAAAUAAUAUUACAGUCAAUAAUAGUAAUAGUAAUAAUAAUAUAAAUAAUAAUAAUAUAAAUAAUAACAAUACAAAUAAUAAUAGUAAACAAAAAGGUAAUAAAAAAAGUUUUUAUUGUUAUAGAAUAUUUUUUGGUUUAACUAUUUUUUAUACUUUAAUUUGGGUUGGAAUAUUUGUGGCACUUUGGUUUAGUUUAGUAACUAAAAAUAAUUUUAUUGGUGUACUCACAAAAUGUCAGGUGAAUUCUGUAACAAAACAAAAUACAUACCAAAAAUCAGAUGAAGCUGGUGGUAUAAUUUACUAUUAUGAUAUUAGUUAUAAUGUAACAUAUCCAUUAAUUAAUUCAACUCAAGUAAUAAAUAGUGAAGUUAUAAUUUAUGAGAAAGGUUGUUGUAGAUAUUCUACAUCCAACUAUGAUUGCUAUUAUGAUGAAGAUGAUCCAAAAAUUGUAGUAUUUGAUCACUUUGAAUCUGUAGGAAGAGAUAUUAAAUCAAUAUUCUCCACAUUUGGUACAUUAGCACUCCCAUUAAUUGUUUUAUUUUUAGUUACGUAA
Molecule: messenger RNA, 894 nt
Organism: Dictyostelium discoideum AX4
Lineage: Eukaryota; Evosea; Eumycetozoa; Dictyosteliales; Dictyosteliaceae
Exons: 1
Coding region: 1-894 (297 amino acids)
Source: RefSeq, a predicted model, not a curated record